Penicillium canescens is the source of this 4905-nucleotide messenger RNA. RefSeq lists its product as uncharacterized. The coding region runs from base 1 to 4905 and encodes 1634 amino acids. The transcript is spliced from 4 exons. Lineage: Eukaryota; Fungi; Ascomycota; Eurotiomycetes; Eurotiales; Aspergillaceae. Gene Ontology annotation, molecular function: protein binding. The record is from RefSeq and is a predicted model, not a curated record.
AUGCGCCUCCGAGAGAAACUACAUGAUUUUACGCACGCCUUGCGAGGAUCAUCUCCCAAACCUCCAGGCAGACCUGCGACCGUGAAGCUGCUAGUGCCCGAUGCGCAGCCGCCACCAGAACCACCCAACCAGUCAUCAGCCGUCCAGGCAGAGCCUAAAGACGCCGUACCUCCCCCACAGCGCUUGGAGUUUCAGGGCUGCUGGCGAGAAGCUUAUGAGCAACUCCAGGAAGAAAAUGGAGACAAGGUCCAUACAUUUGAGACAUUCCUCCUGCAGCAGAGCAGGACUGAGGAUACUGUGCGGGCUGAAUCGGAUCCACUUCCGCUUCUGCAAUCCCUGGUGGAGGACCGACUACAAGAGAUAGAGAACUCUCGGUUCAAGAUCACGGUGGCAGGAAAGGAAUUUGUGGUCAGAGAGCAGGCCCGUCGCGCUGUGCACGCCAUACGCUCGGUGAAAGAAUUCAUCUCGACGGCAGUCAGCGCUGAACCGCAUGCAGCCUUGGCAUGGGCUGGGGCCUUGCUGCUUUUACACCCGGUUGCGAAAUCUGUCGUGCAGGACGAGCAUGCCAUGUCAGCAUUCGAGAAUAUCUCCAACAUUCUGGUUCGAUAUAGACUGGUUGAGCGUACUAAUAUAGAGAUAUACUCCAAAAGCUCGUCGGGUGUGUCUCAAAAACCUCCGGAAGAGCUUGGGAUGUCAGUUAGAGCGCAAACUGUGAAGCUGUACGCAAAAAUUCUUGGGUUCCAGAUAAGACUCGCUCAGCACUUUUGCAAAUCCGGAUUUUACCGGUUCGUGGACGAUUUGGGUGUCUCCGACGAUUGGAACGAUUUGCUAGACACCAUCACUCGCAUUGACAAUCAGAUCACCCUGGAUCUGGAUGCCUUGGGUCGCCACACCUUGAAGGAUAUCCACCGCGAAGUGGAUGAAACGCGGCGUCGGUUGGGUGAGUCGUUGGAUCUGAUGGCUGAGGUCAGGGACGAGACAAGGGAAAUCAAGAAAAUACACCUCCUGGACAGACUUCCAGCCUCAAACGGGGCUGUCUUUAGUCCCCGCGAGGAUGAGAAAGAGUCCCGGUGCCUGGAAGAUACCCAGGUUAGCACGCUUAGUCGUAUCCAGGAAUGGUACCAAUCCCCGAUGGGCGAGAGCAUUCAGAUAUACUGGUUGAAGGGAAUGGCAGGCACAGGGAAGUCUACCAUCUCCCGGACAGUUGCUGCUGCUUGUCACAACCGUCAGCCCUUGCUUGCGACUGCGUUGCCCGACACGAAGAAUGCGAUUUGCAAGGCUCUGUCAGACUACCCAGAUAUCUGGAAGAGCAUGAGCGACCAGUGGAAUUAUUUAAUUCUGCAGCCUCUUCUGUCACUACAAAGACAAGCAGCUUUCUUGCCCUUAACCUUGGUCAUAGUGAUAGACGCGCUCGAUGAGUGUGAGAAGACUGAUAUUCAAAGAGUACUGGCGCGUUUUGUGCGGUCACACUCUCAGGGUCUGAGCACUAUCAGAUUACGAAUCUUCAUUACCAGUCGCCCAGAGGCGCACAUUUUCUCUGCUUUUCGCGGAAUACAAGGUCGCUGUGAAGUCCACGAGUAUGACCUGCAGAAAGUCCCUUUCAUGUCUCACGCCAAAAAGGAAGACGAUAUAACAAGAUUUCUAAGGCUCGGAAUGGCCGAGGCUUGCAAAGCAAAUGAGUUCCCAGAAGACUGGCCCGGGAAAGCAACAAGGGACAAGAUUUCUUUGAAGGCUGAUGGAUUAUGGAUCUUCGCAGCGACUACAUGUCGCUUUUUCCAAGAGCCUGGCUUGACUCUGAGUCGAGCAAAAGUCCGCUUGGACCUGAUCCUCGACGAAGAGGUUACAGAUGGGACACCGCAGCACAAUUUGGACGCCAUGUACCGUCGUAUAUUGAAGUUUUCUGUCAUUGGUAGUGCCACCAAGCCAGAGAUAAAACUGAUCUGUGGAUCUUUCAAGAAGAUCAUCGGAACCAUUGUUGUUCUGUUUGAACUGUUAUCGAAAACUGCGCUCAGUCACUUGUUGUCUUUGGACGAGUCCGAAUUAGACGACACAUUCAAGGGGCUCUAUUCCGUUUUAUCGAUCAGCGAAGGCCAAAAGGGCACGGUCAAGCUCCUACACCUGUCUUUCCGUGAUUUCCUCCUCUCCCAACAAAGAUGUUCGGACAAGAGAUUCUGGAUCUGCGAAAACACCACACACUACAAUGCAAUGAAAGCUUGCCUUUAUACCCUAUCGGUUAAGCUGCAAGAGAACUUCUAUGGCCUCCCACACCCGUCUGCAGGUCCUGCGGACAUUGAUCGCUUCCCGGCCCCUUUCCAUCUCCAGUACGCAGGUUUAUACUGGGUCGACCAUCUUCAGCACUCUGCCUUUGAUCCUGGUGAUAAUGGGGAAGUUCACAACUUCCUAAAAACUCACUUUCUCCACUGGAUUGAGUUCAUGAGUGCCAGUCAUAAGUUGCAUGAAGCUGUUUCUGCCCUAAUGUCACUGACGGAAUAUAUUUCCAGAUUGCCUGAUACAGGGAGAACAGAGCUCCGCGACUUCCUUCAGGAUGCUAGGCGGUUUAUGCUCAUGUUUCGCACUGUAAUCGAAAUUGCACCCUUGCAAAUCUACCGUUCAGCUCUCGUCUAUUGCCCGGAAAUGAGUAUCAUUCGAAAACACUUUCAGGAAAAGAUCCCCAAGUCGUAUAGCAGCCUCCCCACUGUCGAAAGCGAAUGGAGUCUUUUGUUACAGACAUUUGAAGACCGGGGGGAGGAUGUAGCCUUAUCUCCAGAUGGAAAGCUGGUUGCGUCUCCAUCUGUCCGAAUUUGGGACGUCACCACUGGUACACUGCUGAAGACUUUUGAACCUUUGGGUCGUGGAGCAGUUGUCGCAUUUUCCCCCGAUGGAGAAUUCCUACUAUCUUUAUCUUCGCAGGGAAAUUUACGAGUCUGGGACCUGGCCACAGACGAACUCCGACAGGAGGUGAAAUCUUUAUCUGAGGAUAGGAUCGCUUCCCAUACCCACGUCUUCUCCCAUAACAGGUCAAUGGCUGCCUGUGCAUCCGAUACAGAGAUACAAUUGAUUGAUGUGGUAAACGGUAAGGCUACCGAGCCACUUAACAAUCAUUCCAAGAUAAACAACUUGACGUUCUCCUGGGAUGGCCAAGUACUAGCUUCAGCAUCUGUUGAUAUAGUCCGGAUCUGGGACACACGAACGCAUUCGCAAAAGGAGCUACGUGACAAUGAAGCUUAUGGUAGAGCUAAUUACCAUCGCGUUGCAUUCUCCAACGACAUCAGGGCGAUUGCCGCUUUGUCUGGCUCAAGUACAAUAAGAAUCUGGGAUGUGGCCAAAGGAACCUUAAUACACAAGCUGGAGGUUGCCCUCUCUUCGGAUAUUGUGUUCUUGCCAGAUAAUGAGACCCUAUUAUCGAGCGGCGCAAAGAAUGUCCAUGCCUGGGACUUUCGAUCCGGGAAGCUCUUGAGAACAAUUGAUGCGGAUUGCACCGGAUUGAGAGUAUCUCCGGAUGGCAAGCUCUUCACAAGUAUGGCGGCAAUGAUGAGUUCCUGUGGUACAAUCCCUAAUGGGCCUAUUCGUGUUUGGGACACUGCAACGGGCGCAUUGCCCAAAGAGAUUGGCAAACAAGACAGUAGGUAUCAAGCAUUGUUCUCAACAGAUAAUAGCAUCUUGGCGAUUGCGUCGGAAGAUGCGAUCCGGCUGUGGGAUCUUAAUACGCAAUCAAUGCCAGAGUCCAGGAAGGCCGGAGACAAUACCCUUUCCCUUGGAGGAUUCAAGCUAUCGCCCAGCCAGACCACAGCCACCUGUAUCAGAGGGGGUAUGAUUAGUCUCUGGGAUUUCAAAACCGGUGUGAUUCAUGACGUGGCCAAGCACUGCUUCAGAGUGCAGGGUGAUUCGGAAGUGCCAGACGGAAGUGAUCUGUCUGUGAAGAUUGUGCCGGGCUACCGAAGCUGGGCGGAAGGUCGUCGCUCAAUGUUGUUUUCCCCAGACAGCAAUUUGCUCCUUACAACCCACUUUAGAGGGGGCGAGCUGUGGGACACUGCGACUAGAAAGCGCGUUUGGAGCAACCACGAUAUCGGUGAGGGGAUAUGGGCGUUCAGCCCAGAUGGCAGCCUUCUGGCAUACGGAUUUGAGGAGGUUGGGCCUGGUCCUGAUUCAAGUUCUUCAAGCAAACACCCCUCCAUCAUCAUUUGGGACGUCCAGGCCCGCACGCCACUGCGCACUUUGGAAAGACCUAACCAAAAGAUCGAGGGGCUGGCUUUCUCCCCAAAUAACAAAAGACUUGCAUGUAUUUGGACAGAAAUGAAGGUUCUGGAGAUACGGGAUGUAACAGACGGACUGCGAUGCACAGCGCACAGUACUCUCGCAGAUCUGAAGGGCCCAAUAGUAUGGUCUCCCGAUGGGAAGAUGGUUUCUUGUGGCUCUCAUGCUGAGAAUAUUCUAUUUUUCUGUGCAAACUCAGGGAGAUUCCUGUGGUCACUUGACGACUGCAGGGAGAGAGAUCUUCUUGCCUUUGCAUUCUCUCCAGACGGGAAGCUUCUGGUAUCAACCGAUGACGAGAAAGGUGGUUUCGUCGCGUCGACAAAGACAAUCAGUUUAUGGGAAAUCAACUCUCAGAGGCUGAUAGGAACUCGGAGGAAUUCUGGUGAAAUUUACGGUCUCCUUCGGUUCUCCGACGAUGGCAAGACAAUCCAUUCCAACUUUGGCCGAAUGGAUGUUAGAGCCUUCUACCCAGAGCCAAUCUGCCACGAGGAUUUGUUUCUAUCUGAGAACUGGAUUUGGUAUGGAGAAAAUGAAGCCAUCUUGCUUCCUCAUGACUAUCGAGCAACGCGUGCCACUGCUACAGGAAAUACUCUUGUCACACGACAUGAAACGGGCCAGGUUACUCUACUUGGUUUUGAGGAGAAGAAAUGA